UCUAUCGGUUAAAUAAGCAAGCAUAAGAAAGGUCUGUAAGUAGAAACAGCUGCGAUUUAGCAAACACGGUAAUGAAUCCAAAAAGAAACUUGUUUAACUGUGAGCAAAUCUCGGAAUUCAAUUACGUAACUGCUUGAUAGCAGAGCAGUUCUUGCGUAUGCUCAGUUUAAACAGGGCUGGAUUGUCGCUCACGAACCACUAUGACAGAAUUCUCAGAUUACACCACAUGAAGAUGGGUAAACUAACAUUUCUAGCAGGCCUUCUUGGGAUUUUAUGGAUAUGCCAAACCUGGCAGGAGAUUGCAACGCAAGGCACAUUUUUUGAAGAAAUAACAGAAGACAUUCAGCUGGACAAGGAAACCAUGCCCCUUUUCAUUGGCAUUACUCCGACAUUUCACGCUUGCAGCAUGAACAGCAAUUGCGGGUUUGUUAUUAAGAACGUCCACGAGGAAGAAAAAGAAGCCACUACGUUACCAGAGAGCAGGGAGGGUCUGCGAAUCUGGAAAAAGAUGCAGCCCCAUAAUGACAGGACUAGUGGUGUAACAACUAUACCAAGGGCGUAUAAUAGCUGCAAAGAUGCCAUGGAAGAUGGCAUCAACACUAGCCAAAUAGUGACUCUAUCAACAAAUGGUGAAAACUUUCAAACAUGGUGCGACAUGACGACAGAUGGUGGGGGUUGGACGGUAUUCCAAAGAAGAGUUAACGGGAGUCUUAGUUUUGAGAAAACCUGGCAACAAUACGAGAAAGGGUUCGGUGACCCAAGCGGCAACUUUUGGCUUGGACUUGAAAAAAUUCAUCUUUUGACAAAAGCAAAAAAUUCAACCUUGAGGGUCGAUUUGAUAAAUCUGACAUUAGAGAAAGGAUACGCAAAAUACAAACAAUUUGGUGUAGGAGAAAACCAAACAGGCUACAAACUUGAUGUCGAGAACUAUGAAGGAAACAUCGGGGAUGGGCUUGCGUGCUCGAAUGGCAUGAAAUUCACUACAUCUGACAAAGAUAACGAUCUUCAUGGUUUCAACAACUGCGCUACAUCAUAUAAAGGUGCAUGGUGGUAUAAUAAAUGUUGCAACACGUAUCUUAAUAGCAUAUAUCAUAAUAUAAAGACAGAAAGUCGAUUUAAAAUGACAUGGCAUUCAUGGAGAAAUAAAACCGGAGAUAUCGUUUACUCAGAAAUGAAAUUUCGAUAAAGUUGUAUGUCACUCCUUACCCCCUCCGCCCCCCGUUUAAAAAUCGAAGUACCGUUUCAUAUUAAAUGUCUCAAACCCCUCCACAACCAAAUAUUUUCAGAGCAUUCGAAUACUUCCUACUCGUAGAACAUUGAUGAACAAAAUGAUGAUCAGAAAAAUUUUCAGUCACAAUGUUUACAAUAAACCAUAUUAACAACCU
This is a messenger RNA of Rhopilema esculentum, 1385 nucleotides long. RefSeq names its product fibrinogen-like protein A. The record is from RefSeq and is a predicted model, not a curated record. Lineage: Eukaryota; Metazoa; Cnidaria; Scyphozoa; Rhizostomeae; Rhizostomatidae.